This is a messenger RNA of Panicum virgatum (switchgrass), 1216 nucleotides long. RefSeq names its product glycine-rich RNA-binding protein 2, mitochondrial-like. NCBI's taxonomy places the organism in Eukaryota, Viridiplantae, Streptophyta, Magnoliopsida, Poales, Poaceae. The transcript is spliced from 5 exons. Gene Ontology annotation, molecular function: RNA binding. The record is from RefSeq and is a predicted model, not a curated record. Bases 162 to 953 code for a protein of 263 amino acids.
CGAUCGGACGGCUGGAUCCGCCCCCGCCCGCGCCGAUCCGACGGUGGAGGACGCCCCCGCGAGCCCUAUAUCUCCCUCUCCUCCCCCGCACCCUCGGCUGUCGCCGCCGCCUCCUCUCCCCUAAACCCUUCUCGCCCCCUCCUCCUCCUCAGUUUGUAACUAUGGCACUGACUAAUAAGCUUGGUGGCCUUCUCAAGAAAGCCACUAGCUCAAAUCCUUCUAUCUAUCAAGCAAUCAGAUGCAUGUCAUCAUCUAAGCUCUUUGUUGGAGGGCUUUCUUAUGGCACUGAUGAUCAGAGUCUCAGAGAUUCCUUUGCAAAUUAUGGCCAGGUUAUUGAAGCUAGGGUUAUCAUGGACCGUGAGUCUGGAAGAUCCAGAGGUUUUGGCUUUGUAACUUACACAUCAUCUGAGGAGGCUUCAGCUGCCAUCACUGCCAUGGAUGGACAGGAUCUCCAUGGAAGGAACAUAAGGGUUAACCAUGCUACUGAGAAGACAGGUGGUUUCCGGGCUGGUGGCGGCGGCGGUUUUGGUGGUGGUGGCUAUGGCGGCGGCGGUUUUGGUGGUGGAGGCUAUGGCGGCGGUGGUUUUGGUGGUGGUGGCGGUGGUUACGAUGGCAGCGGAGGGUACGGUGCGGGCUAUGGUAGCGGCGGCGGCGGGGGCUAUGGUGGUGGCAACUAUGGCAACAGGGGUGGCGGCGGCUAUGGGGGUGGUGGAGUUGCAGGUGGAGCUGGCGGCAAUUUUGCUGCUGGAGGUGGCGACAGCUUUGGCAGCAACUUCGGUGGUGAAAGUGGGUUUGGAAACCCUGCUGGUGGAUUCGGUGCUCCCAGUGGCACCUGUGGUGGUGAUGAGUUACCUGCUAGUGGCAGCUUCAGCAGCAACAAGAAUGAUGAAAUCAUGCAAGAUAUGUUCAAGGAUGACGACGAGCCUGACAACUAUGCCGACAAAAGGGCCUAGUUUUUGUCCUCCAAGCUACCCUAGCGUACCAGUAAAAAUGCGGUGAAUGAUCAUCCGGAUGAGAUUCCAGGACAAUCUGCAGUGGCUGGUGUUUCUCUGUUAACUUUAUAGGUCUCUUCUGUCUAAAUAACGGAACGAGCACUUUGUGUUGAACAGACUAUCGAAGUGUGCUUUAUUUUGACUUGCUCUGUUUAGUGUUUGCGCCUCUGGCAAACAUUCCUGCUUUAAGGUCUUUUGGUAGUGCUAUGCCUUGGUGCCGCUGA